UUUUUUUUUUUAAACCACCUAUGCGCUUUUCUCCAAAGGUAGUCUCGCUGAAUAACGCUUUGGAUAGCGCAGAAUGUGGACAAAAAGAGAAAUGCGCAAAUCCGUUGAAGUGGACGAGAGGAAAACUAAAGUGCGAGUUUGAGAAUGUGGCGGGGACACCGUGGGGUGACUGGGCUGCAAGUUUCAUGAGGUGAAACAUUUGACGAAGGCGCAACAAGAGCCGAAAGUGUGAAUGCUGCGCGUUGGAUGAGUUGGACAGUGUCCACAAAGUGGCAGAUCAGCCCCUCAACUCUGAUCCCAAUUGGCUUUAAAUGAACCUUCAAGUAAACAAUUAGGAAAGGAGUGUGAAGCUUCAUUGAACACAAACCCACUGCUUACAAAGAAAACCCACUGGAUCCCACUCAAACUUCAACACUUUGGAAUCAUCUGACUACCCCCUUCCUAUCCUUUUCCUUCAUUUUUUUGCAAUUCUGAUUCCCGAAGUGGCUCCCAAGUGGUGUUGCGGCUCCUCGUCCCCGGCGGAUCCGGAGAUUGGAGUCUCUGCACCGGGAGGAGGCGGAGUCGGAGCUCCGGUCACCCCGCAGGCUCCCAAGAGCGGCCGCGUUAAGAGGAUGGUGCGUCUGGCGGCGGAACUGCUGCUGCUCCUGGGACUCCUUCUCCUUACCUUGCACAUUACGGUGCUCCGCAGCAGCCCACUGCCCCAGGGAAAUGCAACUCUGAGCCUGGAUCAGGACACAGCACUGACAGAGAACAAUAUAAAUGCAAAGAGCAGCUCGUCUACUCAGCAGGAUCCUGAGGACCGGAGGUCUGGUCCAGAACAUCGGUUGGCCCACCGGCCUGCCACUCUGCCCUGGGCUCAAGGCACCGGCAGCAGCCUGCACAGAGACAGUCCUGGAGCUUUCCUCUUAGAUCUGCACAAUUUUCCCGACCUGUCCAAAGCUGAUAUCAAUGGACAGAAUCCCAACAUACAGGUGACAAUUGAAGUGGUGGAUGGACUGGAAGGUCAUGAGCAAGAAAAAGGCCUUCGUAAAGAGAGCAAACCCAACUGGGCUUCUCCAAACUGGAGAAACUGGUGGCCUCACUCUUCCCCAUCUUCCACCACCCAUCAAACAGAGGACCAUGAUCGCUCAUUUGGGAGCAAAAAUGAGGACAGCAACUUCCUCAGGCCACCGGUCGACUGGGACAGGAGAGGAGGCACCGGCGGAGGAAGCAAAGCUCAAACUGAAUAUGACUAUAUGGACGGAGAGGGGGACUGGAGUAACUGGUCGACGUGCAGUGUCACCUGUGGAAAUGGGAACCAGAAAAGAACAAGGUCAUGUGGUUACGCCUGCACAGCCACAGAGUCACGAACCUGCGAUAUGCCCAACUGCCCUGGUAUUGAAGAUGCCUUCAAGACAGCAGCUACUGAAGUCAGCCUCUUGGCAGGAACAGAUGAGUUUAAUGCCACAGAGCUCUUUGGUGUUGACACAGACAGCUGUGAGCGAUGGAUGAACUGCAAGAGCGACUUCCUGAAGAAGUACAUGACCAAAGUGGCAAAUGACCUUCCCAGCUGUCCAUGUUCUUACCCGACUGAGGUUGCAUACAGCACCGCUGACGUACACGAUGCACCCACACGCAAAGAUUUCCGAUGGAAGGAUGCCAGUGGCCCAAAGGAGAAGCUGGAGAUCUACAAGCCCACGGCGCGUUACUGCAUCCGCUCUAUGCUGACGCUGGAGUCCACCACUCUGGCCGCACAGCACUGCUGCUACGAUGACAGUAUGAAGCUCAUCACUCGUGGUAAAGGGGCGGGAACACCAAACCUCAUCAGUAUAGAGUUCUCAGCUGAUCUGCACUAUAAAGUGGACAUCCUCCCGUGGAUCAUCUGCAAAGGAGACUGGAGCCGCUACAACCAAGCCAGGCCUCCAAACAAUGGACAGAAGUGCCCUGAUAACCCACAGGAUGAGGACUACUACAAACAGUUUGAAGAAGCAAGGGAAUUUUAGCCGCCUGUAGUGUGGGACGACACACUGCUUCAGCUAACUGUCCACAUAAACCUCAAAAACCUUCUUUUAUUCUUUUUUAGGUCACACAAAAGGAACUUUUAGGCUCCGAGGAACACGAUUUACUGAUUUAUUUAACUAAAAGGAUUAAAACUCUGAGUCCAAACCCUUUGUCCCAAGGAACUUUUUUCUUUUUUGUCUAAAACCAAGCAAAAAACUUUGUCUUGUUUUAAAAAAAAAAAAUAAAACAUGAGUCUAAAAAAU
Sphaeramia orbicularis (orbiculate cardinalfish) is the source of this 2243-nucleotide messenger RNA. It is a transcript of the gene ism1, whose product is annotated as isthmin 1. The transcript is spliced from 6 exons. The record is from RefSeq and is a predicted model, not a curated record. Gene Ontology annotation, biological process: negative regulation of angiogenesis. The coding region runs from base 612 to 1982 and encodes 456 amino acids. Lineage: Eukaryota; Metazoa; Chordata; Actinopteri; Kurtiformes; Apogonidae.